Microplitis mediator is the source of this 2424-nucleotide messenger RNA. RefSeq names its product enoyl-[acyl-carrier-protein] reductase, mitochondrial. NCBI's taxonomy places the organism in Eukaryota, Metazoa, Arthropoda, Insecta, Hymenoptera, Braconidae. Gene Ontology annotation, biological process: fatty acid metabolic process. The transcript has 3 exons. Gene Ontology annotation, cellular component: mitochondrion. The record is from RefSeq and is a predicted model, not a curated record. Gene Ontology annotation, molecular function: trans-2-enoyl-CoA reductase (NADPH) activity. The coding region runs from base 100 to 1209 and encodes 369 amino acids.
AUGUAUUUUGCAGUAGCGCUGUAGUCGUAACCUAGCAGUUAUCAGAAAACGUUUCCAAUUAUUGCCGGGUUUAAAAAUACUUGAGUUAAAAAAAGAAAAAUGUCUCGUUCCCUCUCGAAAUUAGUGUUUGAAAAUUUAAAAACUACUUUGGGGUACAGCAAAAACCAGUCGCGGUCUAUAAGUCGGACGUGCGCGUGCAGUGGACGUGCGUUGAUUUACAACAAUUACGGCGAGCCUGCCGAAGUCCUUAAAUUAACAGAAGUUGCUGAUAAAAAACCGGAAGCUAAUCAGAUUACUGUUAAAUGGCUUUUGUCGUCCGUUAAUCCUGCGGAUAUUAAUACACUGCAAGGUAAAUAUCCAAGUCGACCUUCAUUACCCGCGGUUGCGGGUAACGAAGGUGUGGGGGAAGUUAUUGAAGUUGGCGGGAAUGUUAAAAAUUUUGAAAUCGGUGAUCGUGUUGUUCCUAAUGCAAAUAAUAUUGGAACCUGGACUACAAGUGGUAAUUAUGAAGCCAAUCAUGUUUUUAAGAUUCCCAAAUCAUUUGGGACAGUUGAAGCCAGUAUGCUUAUCGUAAAUCCUUGUACUGCGUACAGAAUGUUAAAAGAUUUUGUAAAAUUAACACCAGGUGAUACCGUUAUACAAAAUGGCGGCAAUUCAGCCGUAGGGCAAUUAGUUAUCCAGUUGUGUAAAAUUUGGGAAUUAAAAAGUGUUAAUGUUGUAAGGGACCGUGAUGAUAUUGAUGAGUUGAAAAAACAUUUAAAAACUAUUGGGGCAACUGAAGUACUAACAGAGGCCGAAUUACGAACGACGGAUUUAUUUAAAAGCAAAAAAUUACCGGCGCCCAAGUUGGCGCUCAAUUGUGUCUGUGGUCAAAAUGCCGUCGAAGUUCUGAGGCACUUGCAGGCUGAAGGAACGAUGGUCACUUAUGGAGCCAUGUCUAGGGAACCAUUGACUGUUCCUGCUUCUGCGUUAAUUUUUAAAAAUAUUUCAAUAAGAGGAUUUUGGAUGACUAACUGGAAAAAAGCUCACGGAAACUCUGAAGAGAAUACUAAAAUGUUUGAAGAAAUAGGAAAAUUAUUCGAAACAAAAAAAUUACAACCACCGCCGUAUAAAAUAGUACCGUUUUCUAAAUACAAAGACGCUGUAACAAAUGCUCUUAAUACGGAUGGUAAAGUUGGGGUUAAAUAUAUUAUUGAUUUAACAGCUUAAUAACUUUAUUUAUGUAUACAAAUAUAUAUGUCAUAGUCAUAUGAACAUCCAUUUUUUUACGGCUAAUAUUAAAUACAUUCGAAAAAUUUAGUUCUAUAAAAUACCGUCUUUUUUAUUCAUUGAAAAAAAUAGCAGUAAUUAUCACUGUACAGGGCAGAAAAAGUUACUAAAAUGAUCUGGAAAAAAUACUCAGAUAUGAUCAUAUAUGUUCGUAUAUGGUCAUAUAUGAACUGAAGCAUAACCACCAAUAUUCAUAGAUAUGACCAUAUACGUUUAAGUAUGACCAGAUAUAAUCAUACAUGCUCACGUAUGGUCAGAUAUGAUCGUAUAUACUCAUGUAUGGUCAAGUGUGAUCACAUAUGGUCAUACAUGAACUGAUGCAUAACCACAUACAUUUUUAGCUAUGGCCAUAUAUGUUCUAGUAUGACCAGAUAUGAUCAUAUAUGUUCAUGUAUGACCAGAUAUGAUCAUAUAUGUUCAUGUGUGACCAGAUGUGAUCAUAUAUGAACUGAAGCAUGAUCAUAUAUAUUAUAAGAUAUGGUCAUGUAUGUUCAAGUAUGACCAGACAUGAUCCUAUAAGUUUAUGGAUGGUCAGGUGUGAUCAUAUAUGGUCAUGAAUGACCAGGUGUGAUCACAUAUGGUCAUAUAUGAACUGAAGCAUAACUACUAAUAUUCAUAGAUAUGACCAUAUAUGUUUAAGUAUGACCAGAUAUAAUCAUAUAUGCUCACAUAUGGUCAAAUAUGAUCAUAUAUAUUCUCAUGUAUAAUCAGGUGUGAUCAUAUAUGAUCACACCUUAUCAUAUAUACUCAUAUAUGGUCGGGUCUGAUCAUAUAUGGUCAUACAUGAACUGAUGUAUAACCACAUACAUUUUUAGCUAUGGCCAUAUAUGUUCUAGUAUGACCAGAAAUAAUCAUAUAUGAUCAUAAAUAAUAUUGUACAUGAUCAUAUAAAUAUAUGAAUAUUAAUAAUUAUUAAUUGGAACUGAUAAAAGGUAUCAGAUAUCAUAUAUGAUCGUAUCUGAGUACUUUUUCCGACUAGUUAGCAAAAGAAUACCAGUCGAGUAUCUUCGGUUUCAUUCGUGUCCAAUAUUAUUCCAGGAGGAAUUUUUUUCUCUAACCUCUAACUACUUAGUAACUAUUACUGUACAUCACAGUAAUUAUUACAUCACUACUGCGUUAAUUAAUUAAUUUACCUAGUAAAUAAUUGAUUAGAGU